GGUAUUCUAGGUAAUGAUGGGCGACACUACAUUCUGGAUCUGUUGAGAACAUUUCCCCCUGAUGUGAACUUCCUUAUCUUGGAUGGUGAAGAACUUAGUAAAGAAGCCAAAGCUCUAGGAUUUCCUCGGGAACACAAACACAAACUAUGCUGUUUACGUCAGGAACUUGUUGAUGCCUUUGUUGAAGCUAGAUAUGUGAUGUUUAUCAAGCUUGCUGCCUACCACCUUCAACAACUUGGACUGAAAAACUUAGUCAAAGACAAGGGACUGGACAAAAUUGAGAAAGAAAAGGAGAAGGCAGCAGAAGAAAUGAAAGAAGAUGAACAAAAGGAUCUCAAAGACAGUAAAGAAAAUGACAAAGAAGACAGCAAGGAGAAAGAAAAGAUAUCCUCGCAUGAAAUCCAGUUACCAGAAAGCUUGAAAGGAGUUGGAAAACUGAAAAGCUUAGAAGCUGCCUUUGCCCAGCAUGAUCUUAGCAAAGAUAACUCUUCUGAAACAGAUGAGUACAAAAAGAUUGCUGAAUCAAUAGCCAACGGAGAAAAAACUGAAAUUGAUAACACAAAAGAGAUUAUCAAGAAAGCUGCUCUAGCAGUUGGAUCUUUGAAAGAAUCGGAGUUUGAUAUUCGUUUUAAUCCGGAUGUAUACUCCCCUGGGGUUCAGCAUCCUGAAACUGAGAAAGAAAAACUUCGGAAGGAACGACAGCUAGUCAACGAUGCUGCUGAUUUCUUACUUACAGUCCAAAUUCCUGGUUUUAUCAGGGACUGUUUAGAACAUUCGGCUUCACCAAUUGAUGGGGUAACAUUAACAGAGGCUUUGCAUAGCAGGGGUAUCAAUAUUCGGUAUCUGGGCAAAAUAGCAGAAUUGUUGGCUAAGAUUCCUGAACUGCAAUAUGUUUAUGCAAUUACGGUUCAAGAGCUCAUCUCCCGAGCAGCUAAACAUCAAUUUACAAUGUAUCUACAGUGUGUAGAGAUGAUGAGUCUUGCAGCAGCAAUAAGCCACUUCUUAAAUUGUUUUCUGUCAUCUUGUCUGACUCUUCCAACUCCAGUUGGUGCUGAAGAGCUUCAGAUCAGAACAUCAAGAAGAAAAGGAAAGCGAAAGAACAAGCAGAAUCCACUUCUUAUUCAAGAUAACAAUGAAUGGGCUACACUGACUCCUCGUUCCUUCUGGAGUAGCCUAAAAGCAGAACUUUUAUCGUACUACAACUGGACACUUGAGAUGGAGUCUGUAGAUGCAUUUGUUGAACACUAUGGCAUCCAGAAAGUCUCGCUUCUUCGUUCCUUCUGCAUGAAAACUGGUAUCCAGAUUCUUUUGAAGGAGUACAACUUAGAUAAUCGUGGUCGAUCAGCAUUCACUGAAGAUGAUAUUUUGAAUGUGUUUCCUGUGGUUAAGCAUAUCAAUCCAAGGGCUACAGAUGCUUACAACUUUUGCACAACAGGCCAGAACAAGAUCCAGCAGGGAUUCUUGAAAGAAGGAUACGAGUUAAUCAGUGAAGCUCUAAACCUACUUAAUAACGUUUAUGGGGCCAUGCACCCAGAAAUAGCACAGUGCCUUAGAAUGCUAGCCAGACUUAAUUAUAUUAUGGGGGACCACACAGAGGCAAUGGCAUACCAACAAAAAGCUGUCCUAAUGAGUGAAAGAGUGAAUGGCAUUGACCAUCCUUAUACUAUUACUGAAUAUACUCACCUAGCUCUCUACUGCUUUGCUAAUUCCCAAGUGAGCACUGCUUUAAAACUGCUAUAUCGUGCUCGAUAUCUGGCUCUGCUGGUUUGUGGCGAAAACCACCCAGAAGUUGCAGUAUUGGAUAGCAAUAUUGGUCUCAUACUUCAUGCUGUGGGAGAGUAUGAUCUUUCAUUGAGAUUUCUGGAAAAUGCACUUAAAUUAAAUAGCAAAUAUAAUGGCAGUAAGAGUCUGAAAGUUGCUGUUAGUUACCACCUGGUGGCUCGCACACAGUCCUGCAUGGGAGACUUUAGGGCUGCCUUGCAGAAUGAGAAAGAAACAUUUUCAAUAUAUAAACAGCAGCUGGGAGAAGACCAUGAGAAAACCAAAGAGAGCUCAGAAUGUUUACGACAUCUUACCCAGCAAGCGGUUGUUUUACAAAAGAAGAUGAAUGAGAUCUACAAGGGUAACUCUGGAGCAGUAUUGCCACCGAUUCAGAUUCAACCACCUUCAAUGAGUAACGUCCUUGACAUGCUUAACAUCAUCAAUGGCAUACUGUUUGUUCAGAUAAGCCAGCAAGACAUUGAACACUUCAAAGCUGAGUUUGAGCGUCGCCAACAGAAGGAAAUAAUAUCGGGUAAGGUAGAAAAAGAGGAUUCUCUCAGUCCUUCUCCUACUCCUGCAACCCCCGAGACUGAAGUUGAGGCUAACAAAAAAGAUCCAGCCAGCCGAUAAUUAUUACAAUCUGUAGGAGGACAUCUUGUUUCUGUUUGUAGCUUAAAAGGAGGGUGUCCUGUCCCUGGAAUGUCUUUCUAUGCUUUAGAGGGUGUUGUUACUGAGCAGGUUUUGUCAAAACAUAGAAGAAUUCAGUCAUAAAAUUGUAAUAACUGAUGUAGUGGUUUCUUGUGGACUUGUACGGGCCUGCUGCCUGUUGUAGGAUCAGUGUGGGGGAGACUUGGUGCUAUAUUUUUCUGGCUAUACUGCAUAGCUACCAGAGAGUUUUAAACAUGGAGUAAACAUUCAACUCAGCAGCUGUCCUGGUUCAAGUGUAUGAUGUACCUAGUUUAGAGAACACCUUUUAAUGUAUUAAUUGGUUGAAUCUGUGUGAUAACAAAAUUAAAACUGGGGUUAUGGUGUUAUUCAUCCAGGUGUCUUAUCUGUGUGGUAUAAAGCCAAAUCCCACCUGAAAAUGAUGGUUUACGUGUUUAUUGUUACUGAGGGUGUACAGAAGCUAUUCCUGGGUUCCUUUUCUGUUCCAUGAAAAACAAAUUUGCAAAGAUCAACUUUUAGAUUAAGUUUGAACUACUUGCUAGGUUGAAAAAUAUCUGUGUCAAUAAGAUAUAAAUUGUUGGUUCAUAUUCAGUAUUCUGUGAGUUUAGAUUUUCUAGAAAUUUGUCAUUAUCUCAUACGAAACUAUUAAUUCAUGCAAAAGUUUAAAGCAUCAGUUUGGGAGUUGUGAAAUAUUCAGAAAGGGAAUUCAGGCAACUUUUUUUUUUGUUGAAUAAUACAUAAAAUCUAAUUUUAGCAAAAUGUACAAAGGUAUCUCUUCUAAGUGCAUGAACUGCGGGUCAAUUCUGACCACUUUGUACUCUUGACUGGUGGUCAUUGUGUUUAGGAAAGAGGGUAUAGACUGAUGGUCAUGUAGUAGUGUAUACGUACGGAAACUAAGUAAUUAGAUCAAGCUUUUUUUUUUUAGUAAUCGGUACUAGUAUUGUUAUAAUCAAGAAUUAGUAGAGAUGAAAAUAGUUACUAUAUUCAUGCAAUUUGAUAAACCUCGUGGAGGUUAAUUCAUGUGACAGCAUUUCUUCUUUUUUGUUUUUUUAUUCUCAUACAUAUAUUGUUUAUUAGUUCGGAAUUUCCAUAGUGGUUUGUUACAAAGUAAAAAUUCACUAACUCGUAUCGUACAGUAUUGUUUCAUAUGUGAAAGUUUUCCUAAUUUAAAUUAAGUUUCAUAGAUUGCUCAAAUUUGUAUUUGCAUUAGUUAACUGUUAAUUGUAUUAGAUAAGAUACUUUCAUCGUAUUAGUUCUCUGUAUGUCAACUUCCAAUAAAUACAUACUAGAUUAAAAUUAGAUGAAUUGGCGUAUCAUCUGAAUUGUUAAUGCAUCUGUAAAAAGUUUAAAACAUAAUAAGCACAUGUAAUUGUCAUUUAAAUGUGUGUGUGUGUAUAUACAUACACACAAAUCACUUUCACAUAGUUAUGGCACUAUAUGAUAGAUUACUACAACUGAGGACACAAAACAAAAUUCGAUACGUUAUUUCACAUUUCUGUUGAAUUUCGUCAAUUUUCUGUAGAUGUAGAUGAGUUUUUCAAGUAUGUGUAAACAGUCAUUAUCCAGAUUUUUUUUUUGUUUUAACAGAUAUUGUAUACAGUUAGCUGUUGGAGUGCAAUACCAUUCUAAUAUUUGUUUGGAGUUCUUGGUUACUAAUUGUGGCAUGCUUCUGCUUUUGUUUUGAAAAAAGACAGAAAAUGAUUGUUAACAUUUUGGGACAAAUUGUACAAUGCAAUUAUAAUAACAGUAGAUCCUAGGAGGGUGAGUGUUUGUGAUGGCUAGUCAGUUGUAUCUCACCUUCAUCUAUCAAUAAUCAAAACCUGUAGAACAACUUGAAAUAGUUAAGUUUUGAAAUAUUGAAUGCCUUUAGUAUAUUUUUGGGGUUAGUCUGCAGUGAGAUGUCGUUUCUAAAGAUGUAGUGGUAUAUUGUUUCCAACAUAGAUUAAAGUUUAUAUGUGAGUUUUGUUUAUUAAACUAUAUGUAUACUUGAGGAACUUGUCAUAUCUAGAAUGUGAUUAGCUAUAUUUUAAUGAGUAUUUCCUCCUUAACAAACUAAGGUAUAGUUUGCCCACACAUCUCUUAUUCCAUUACGACGAUUUACAACCAAUUACAGUAAACCAUGAGAUUUAAAGAUUGUUAUCCAUGCAUGUAUUAUGUACUGCUCAAAAACUGUACCUGUUUGUGUAGCACAGCUAGAGGAAUGUGAAACACUUGCAUACCCUAUAAUAAACGAUAAACUGUCAGCUCAUGUAUUGUAAUACCACUGUAUUGAAGUCUGGUUUGUUUAAGCAAAAAUUACAAUAAUCUAAGCAGUUACACUUUACAGCUAUAAAAUUCUGUAUAAUAACUGUUAGAGAAAUAGAAAUAUUAGAAAUGUAGUUUUUGAAUGAAUAUAGGUAAACCUCCACUUUUUGUUUUCCCCCCCACAAAGAAAAUUUCCUGUAAUAAGUAAUGUUAAAUGAAGUGGAGCAUUUGAUGCACUAUGAACCUAUUAGAAUAUAUAUAGUAUAUGAAUUCUGGGUUUAAUAUUCUAGUUAUUGUACAGACUUUUGUAUAUUUUGUAGAAGUAUAUAAUAUCUUUGGUUUGGCCAUUUCCUUGUGUUUUUUCUUACUGUGCAUUAAAAUACUUUUAUAAGCAAAAAAGAGGAAAACUCCGUCAGAAUUACAGGAACAGUGAAGAUGAAAGAUUGCAUUAGAGUAUUUGAUCAUAUCUUCUGUCAUGUAGUAGUUUUGUAUGAAUAUUUUUUGUACAUUAAAUAAGUAUUAAAUAGCAAUAACAAUUCUAUUUUGGCUAUAAACUUCUGUGAAAAUACAGCUGGAUAGUUUAUAUAAAAUCAUUUCGUAUUUCAGCAAUUUUUUUCAGUUAUAAUGUUCUUUCUAACCCUAACACUCUAUAUUCAUUUUUUUCCCCAUGUUUCAAUAGUUGUGUAUUUAAUAAGCCUAAAACACAUUUUUUUAAUACAUGUCAUAGAUGUUUUGUCAAGGGUAACAACAGUGAAUUAUUGAUUUAAAAAAAAAUGCCCAAUAAAUAAACUUUCCGAUAACUAUUUCCACAGUCACUAUGGUGUACACUUUGUAAACCUAGUUACUGGUGGAAAAUAUCGUUACAGAUUGUUUUCAUAGCAUUAUGCAUAUACAGGUGGUUGUAAAUAUAUGUCGUUAAAAAAUAUAGUUUUAAGGAAAUUUGAAAUCCUGCUUCUCUGUGAAAACUUGGUAUUGAAGUUACAGCAAGCUUAUAUUAGCUGGUAAUAUAGGUAAGUUUUUUUUUUUUUUAGUUUGAAGUGACAACAAUGUUUUACUGCUAACAAAUUAAGAUUAUCUAAAAGGUAAAAUGAAACUAUGUUUGUGUUAUGAAGUUCCUAACUAUCUUUAUAAAUCUAUAUUAUGACAACUUAAAUAAUACAGCAUAAUUGCAUUAUACAAAUGACUAGAGAGAGAUUCUUCUGGUAUACCAGCAUCUCUUGUUUAGAGCAAUUAUUGCAUUCCUGAAAAAUGCUGUGCUAAAUUAAAACACACUAAAUAAAAAUCAAUUUCCCAUGUAAAGGGGGAUGGAUUCCUGACCGAAAACUUUCUGGUCGUAUAAACUUUUAUUAAACGUGUUUUAUAGAAUUAAUUAGAUACUCGAACAUUAAAAGAGUUAUAUGAAACAUUACAUAAACCUGAAAAUAAGAGCAUACCAGUAUUUAGAUCAUAAAGUAAUGUAGUUUGAUGCUUCAAACUUUACACUAAUUACUUUAUUUCACAGCAGUUUUUUUUAAUAACUGUUAUCACAUCGCAUUAGAUGCUGCUUAGCACAUUAAAAUGUAAAGAAACUGAUGUGCUAUCCAGUGACAAAUUUUAGAAACAUUCUGCAGCGGGAGGAGAUGAAGAUGAUUUUUGCCUAGCAGGCCAUGAUUAGGGUUAAAUUUUCCUUGUUUAUUAAUUACAAUUACUUCAUAAUAGCUGUUAUUUACACUGAAUAAUGCUUUAAAUAUAUGGUAUACUGUGAUAUACUUAAUUUUGAAAUAAGCACAAUUAAU
Molecule: messenger RNA, 6446 nt
Organism: Limulus polyphemus (Atlantic horseshoe crab)
Lineage: Eukaryota; Metazoa; Arthropoda; Merostomata; Xiphosura; Limulidae
Product: clustered mitochondria protein homolog
Exons: 20
Biological process (GO): intracellular distribution of mitochondria
Cellular component (GO): cytoplasm
Molecular function (GO): protein binding; mRNA binding
Source: RefSeq, a predicted model, not a curated record